AUGGCCAAGCAGCAGGGCCCGGGGCUUGAGGCCGAGUGACCUGUCUGCUGGAGCCCCUUCAACAACACGUUCCACACGACCAAGAGGCUGAACUGCUGCCACUCCUUCUGCGUGGAAUGCCUAGCCCACCUCGGCCUGGUGACUCCGGCUCAGCGCUCCUUGCUAUGCCCACUCUGUCGCCAUCCCACUGUGCUGGCCCCGGGGCAGCCCAUCACUGACUUGCCCACAGACAAUGCCAUGCUCACUCUGCUCCGCCUUGACCCCCACCGGGUCAUCCUGGAAGGCCGUCAGCUCUGUCUCAAGGACAAGCCCAAGAGCCCUUACUUCCUGUGCCACCCUCGGGUGUACACGCUGGACCUAGGCCCGGAGCUUGGGAACCAGACUGGGCCGCCCCAGGACAUGGCCCCUGCGACUGUGUCUAUUCCCAUCCCCAGACACUACUGUCUGACGGAGGGUUUCUGCAACCCUAAGUUCCGGUACUUUGCCAGGGUGAGAGCUGUCAUCCUCAUCUUCACCAUCUUGUGCACCAAGUGGAUCCUCCUAGGUGUGGGUGAGCACUCUGUCCCCGUGUCUUUCUUGGUUGCCUCUGGGUGUGAGGACUGCAAAGUCUCAUUUGGUAUUAUCUUCCUUUGCAGUAGUGUUCAUUUUACAAUCCAGGGAUAA
Messenger RNA from Carlito syrichta (Philippine tarsier), 663 nucleotides. It is a transcript of the gene RNF183, whose product is annotated as ring finger protein 183. The record is from RefSeq and is a predicted model, not a curated record. The transcript has a single exon. Gene Ontology annotation, molecular function: ubiquitin protein ligase activity. Lineage: Eukaryota; Metazoa; Chordata; Mammalia; Primates; Tarsiidae. Gene Ontology annotation, biological process: protein ubiquitination.